Cyprinodon variegatus (sheepshead minnow) is the source of this 3609-nucleotide messenger RNA. It is a transcript of the gene mboat1, whose product is annotated as membrane bound O-acyltransferase domain containing 1. Gene Ontology annotation, cellular component: membrane. Gene Ontology annotation, molecular function: acyltransferase activity. Bases 140 to 1678 code for a protein of 512 amino acids. Gene Ontology annotation, biological process: lipid modification. The transcript is spliced from 13 exons. The record is from RefSeq and is a predicted model, not a curated record. NCBI's taxonomy places the organism in Eukaryota, Metazoa, Chordata, Actinopteri, Cyprinodontiformes, Cyprinodontidae.
GAGUCCGGAGGACAGGACUGGUUUGGCUUGUCACACACCCUCUGAGGCAGAGCAUGCAUUUCACAGACUGACAAUAUCACGGAGUUUAAAAAGGUAGCAGCCUAAAAAAGCGCAGCUUUGGGACUGAAAAUCCACACAUAUGGGCGAACGGGAGGACGCGAUGUUUAAAACCACCGGCUCCAGGUGGCUGCUGCCUGUCAGCGCUACAGUGGGUUUGUCUCUGGACCAGGUGAACUUCCUGGCCUGCCAGCUGUUUGCCCUCGUUGCUGCCUUCUGGUUUCGUCUCUGCCUCAGUCCUAAAUAUGCAAGCCCUGCGCUCCGACAUAUGGUCGCCACACUCUUUGGAAUCACCUUUCUCCUCUUCUGCUUUGGAUGGUAUUCAGGUCAUAUCCUGGCUGUGGUGGCUGUAAACUAUUUACUCAUCUUGAAAGGUGACAUCAACAACGUACACAGGUACUCCAUGGUGACAGCAAUGGGCUAUCUGACAGUUUGCCACGUGAGCCGAGUCUUCAUCUUUAACUACGGCAUUCUUUCCACGGACUUCUCCGGGCCCCUGAUGAUUGUAACCCAGAAGAUAACAAUGCUGGCUUUCCAGCUGCAUGACGGCAUGUGUAAGAAAAGUGAACAGCUGACAGUGGAACAGAACCACUUGGCUAUACGAGUGAGGCCGUCUCUCAUGGAGUAUCUGAGUUAUAACCUGAACUUCCUGAGCGUCUUGGUCGGGCCUUGCAGCAACUAUAAGGACUACAUCGACUUCAUAGAGGGCAAACACAUCAGCUGCAGGUUAAAGCAGCACCCUGGAGCGUGUAAUGGGCAGAACGGCCAUGACAAGACACCGGACCUGUCCCCUCUGGGCGCAGUGUGUAAAAAGCUGCUGGUUUGCUCCGCCUGCAUGUCCUGCUUCCUUUUUAUCACCCGCUCGUUGCCCAUUAAUUAUAACAUAGAUGACCACUUUGUCAGCCAUGCCUCCUUCCUCACCCGGCUCACAUAUGCUUUCUUCUCCAUACAAGCUGCAAGACCCAAGUUCUACUUCGCCUGGACGCUUGCUGAUGCAGUAAAUAAUGCAGCAGGUUAUGGUUUUCUGGGGAUAGAUGAGAGUGGAAGACCCUCCUGGGACCUCAUUUCUAACCUUAACAUCAUAGGGAUUGAGACAGCGACCAGCUUUAAGACCUUCAUCGACAACUGGAACAUUCAAACAGGGAUUUGGCUCAAAACGGUUUGUUAUGACCGAGCUCCGAAGCAUCGCUUGGCGCUGACCUUCCUGCUGUCUGCUCUGUGGCAUGGCGUGUAUCCAGGCUACUAUUUCACCUUCAUCACUGCCAUCCCUAUCACCAUAGCAGCGAGAGCUAUCCGGAGGUCUAUCAGACACUACUUCACUGGCUCCAGAGCGCUGAAGCUUGGGUACGACGUUGUGACGUGGGCGGCGACCCAGCUGGCCAUCGGCUACACUGUCAUGCCUUUUCUUCUCCUCUCAGUGGACCACACUUUAAUUUACUACAGAUCGAUGUACUUCCAUGUCCACAUCAUCAGUAUUCUGGCCGCAGUCGCCCUGCAUCGGAAACAGAAACCCAGAGACCCCUCUGCAACCACCAAGUUGACUCCCCCCUCCUCCUCUUCUUCCUCCUUCUCAGCUCAGUGCCAGCCUGUUCACUCCAACAACAAUGACAAAAUCAACUGAACCCCUCCUCACAGCGUUUUUAACCAGGCUGGGAGUUUUCUUGGAGAGCGCUCUGCCUGCUGAAAGUUUGAACCAAACUAUUUAUUUUCCUGUCAGAACACAGAAGAUUCCUCCUAUGAUGGGAACCUUCAGCCAUGUUGGAGGAUGAGGAGUCACACAGACUGUAAGGAGGACCUCUGACAUAAUGUCUCCCCUCCCAUACCCCCCUCACUCCCUGCCACCCAUCUGAACCCCAGCGGCUGCUUCAGCAACAAUACCCCGAUAUCAGAAGAUAAAACGGAUCUCUCUCUCCUUUUUGUCUCGCCUCCCCGUGCGGCUGGAUGGGAGCCAGCAGAGUGGGAGACGACCCAAACACAGACUCGUCUAUAAACAGACACAAGGAAGUAAAUAUGCACAUGCUCCUCCGACAUGCUUGCACUCGGUCACACUGUGGUGCCACACAAAGGCUGCCCUGUGAGUUCACAAAGGAGCGUGCAGAGAGGGCACCGGCCUGCAGCCGCUACACCCACCCUACCCAGAGAAUGUUGUAGCUUUGUGUGGCUGACUGUACGAACGAGGAGCUGCUCUUAGUUUCAUGCCAGCACCAUAUAUCAGCGACAACAUGGGUCAGUAUUAAUCUCAAUGACAUGUAGGCUGGGCUGAAAACUAGAACAGACAGUGAAUGCAGCACAUUCUCUAUAGAGGAGGAUUUAUAUCUCCACCAAUAAUCAGAAUGAUGGGUAGAAAAGUUAUUGUGGAACCUAAAUAGGAUAUUUCUUGGUGAAUCAAUGUUUUAUAGGUUAAUGAAUGUAAUUUAUACACUUUUUUUUGGAGAUCUUUCUAUGCAGAGGAGGAGGUAAGAAUUCAAUAAUACGGUUCCUAAUGUUCCUAUCAUCAUGUGUUCGGGGCUGGAUACCUGUUACCAUGAUAAAAGUUUAGCUGGACUAAAGACGUGCUUAGACUGUCCGUCAUCAGGCAGGAAUCACUGAGCUCCAACAGACAGACAGACAGACAGAGGAGAGAAGAGUUUGUUUUUAAACCGAUUCCCUGUAGGAGGGUUGAACAGAGACAUCUGGUGGUUGCCCGUACCAUCUAUUCUAAUAUAUAUAUUUUCAACUAAAAUAAAAAUGAAUUCAGCUUAAAUUGGUUAAAAUAGAGUUUCCUCCAACAGAUUUAGUAACAAUGACAUUAUUUUAACCCUUUCUUCCACUUUUGCACAUUUAAAACUUAAGUUCAUGUUUUGAUUGUAGAUGAGUCGUGACUUUAGUUCUGGUGCCGAUGAGUUUGGCUUUUUAAAAAUUGGGAGGGAGGGCUUGUUAAUGGUGCUAUCUUCAGGCUUAUUACAAUUCUAGAUACGUCUAUAUAGGUAGCUUUUUUAAAAUUGACAUAUCUAAAAUGACCAGACGUCUUAAAAAAGACUUUGUUGGGUUAUAGUUUACUUGCACACCAACUUUUACUGUUUCAUUCAGGAGUCUGACUGUCGUACAGGAGUUGUUUGGGCUUCGGGCAAAUGUGCGUGUUGUUGGUCAUUUUUCCCAGCUUGUUCCAAAUAUUCAUUUUCUACCACCUUUAAAGUGUAAAUCCACAGAGUUAAGGGCUAAAUAAUCAUGUUUAUAGUAAGAGUCCAGAAUGCAGAUAAGCUGUGACAAUGGUGGUUUUUAGUCACCCUGCCUAGUUCCUUGAUUUGCCAUCCAGUAACCAAUCAAACUAUAAGAAAGUGAUGGAAAUAUGGGGGUAAGAGAAAUUCCUGUUUUCACCAACUUCCAGCUACCUGCACGUGAAUGAAAGCUGGACUGAAAACUUUUGUAUUUAUUUUUUUUUCCCCCACUUGUUGCCGCCCUAGCCUUAAAUGCCGUCCUGGGCAGUUGCCCAAAUGGCACCAUUCAUGGACAGUUGCUGAAUUAUGGCGCGAGAACAGAGGAUGAUCAAGGUUAACGUGAAUAAAAGAAGUA